Molecule: messenger RNA, 375 nt
Organism: Stegodyphus dumicola
Lineage: Eukaryota; Metazoa; Arthropoda; Arachnida; Araneae; Eresidae
Product: histone-lysine N-methyltransferase SETMAR-like
Source: RefSeq, a predicted model, not a curated record
AUGUCACUUAUUAGGUGUACAGUUUUGGGUACUAAUGUUGUAUCAUAUGACAUUAUGAAUGUUUGGUACCGAAAGUUCAGAUGCAAGGACUGUGACAUUCAAGAAGCAGAGCGCUCUGGCCGACCUGUUGAUGUUGAUGAGGCUCGCCUGAGAGAACUUAAGGAAGAUCAGUGUGCAACCGCUCGAGAGCUUGCUAAGGAGAUAGACGUUAGGACCAUGUCCAUUCGUUGCACUGUGCAUGGCAUAAACUUAACGUACAAGUUUAAUCGCUGGAAGCCGCAAGAGCUUGCUCAAGCAGAUAAGGACAGACGUGUUCGGGCCUGCACUAAUCUGCCCGCAAAGAAAACUUCUGAAUCGGAUCGUCACUUGCAAUGA